GUUGAAUAGUUUAUUUUUGUAUUUUUCCGUGUACUAAAAGCUGUGUUUAAACAAUACACGUCGUAUAUAUAUAUAUAUAUAUAUAUACACACAUACAUAUAUAUAUAUAAACUUUUAACAGAAUGAGUUCAUGGGAAAAAAGUACCAUGAACCCCCCAAAAAAUACCCCAGCGACUUCUAAAUCUGCUGUAAAGAAGCCUUUUAAAGAGCUUCAUGUAGGAAAAGGGGAUAAUCACGAUAGCAGUAGCCCUCGUGAUAACGACAAAUCGAAGCCGUUUCGUAAAAACUUCUCGAAUUCCGAAAAAAAAUUCACUAAACCCCAAGAGAAGAGGGAGGAAGACUCCAAUUCUGCAAAUAGACCUGUUAUACACUACAAAAAGGAUAUAAAAGCUGGAUCGACAUGGUCAAAGAGUAGGGCAGGUCCUUCAUUUGCCGAUAUGGUGCGGCAGCAAAAGGAUGAAGCUAGGUUAUCUGCAGAGGCCAUCACUUUAAAUUCCACGCUGGAAGCGGCUCAGCCUCUCUCUCAAGAUGAAAACACACCGGCAGCUCUUGUUACCGUUGCCAUUCAGGAAGCCAUUGUUGAACAACAAACUGUGGAGCAACCGCCUGCUCAGCUGACAGCUGCCGAAAGCAAGAAAGUAUCUGAACCGGUAGCUCCACCCACGCCACCAGCACCUUCGUAUUAUGUUCUAGAAGUGGAAAGAGUAGAUUGCGUCAAACUUCCUAUUAAUGUCGUCAAAGUUGCAUCAAUGUCAGCUGAGGUUUACAACUUCUCUGCACACGCAGGCAAGGCACCAACCCCACCUGCGCCACAACAACCGCAAGCCAUUUAUCGCUCUGACACUGCUAAUUUGAGCAAUCGUACCUGGAGUCUGGCCGAUACAGGACGCUUACUACCCCAACAACACCACUCCACAUGGCAGUCUUCUGUUAACCAAACUUUGGAUGGAUGGAACAAUGCACCAGAACGGACAAACUUGGUUCAGUCACAAUCACAUCAACAGCAACCGCAAUUACAAUCGCAGCAGCGCUUUCAACAAGUGGCGUCACAUAUGCAAUACAAUGCUUACCACCUUUCACAGUCGCAGCUACAACAGCAACAACAGAUUCGCAGCCAGAACUUUUUCCCACCACGUUUACGAGCCAGUGAGCUAACGGACUUUGCCCCUGUUCGUCAGCCUGUAUCAACCACAGCGCCGUUUAGUCGUGCUCAGGCACCAACCAGCAGUGGCAUUUCUUGGUAAGAGUCAUGCACAUUACGAAUAAUUAUAUAAUGGUAAAAAAAUCUAAGGGCACAUAUAAGAAGGUUAUCUACAUUUACUAAAGGACAACUCUUUUCCUUUUUUGUUUAUCCCUUGUGAUUCUUAAACAAGUGAUUGCAUUAAAGAAAUAUGUUUUCUCAUUUGAUAAUGGUGUUGACGUAAGAAA
This is a messenger RNA of Phytomonas sp. Hart1, 1428 nucleotides long. The record is from the annotation of a GenBank genome assembly. NCBI's taxonomy places the organism in Eukaryota, Euglenozoa, Kinetoplastea, Trypanosomatida, Trypanosomatidae.